CGAUUGCAUUAGCAGGCUCUUUUUAUUGUUACCCAAAGGGUUUCAGCCCCAGUGACCUGUCAUCUGUCCCCUCACCUGCUUACAUGCUGAUUCAUUGAUGAGCUGGCAUCACAGUCCCCGCCUCCCCGUGAAUGGUCGGUGAGGUUGCAAGUGCUCCAGGAGAGGGGCUGCUGAGCCGAGCCACAGUGGGUUACUACAAGUGGGAACCGGCUGCCUAUCUGUUGCCACAGAAGAACUUGGUGACCAUCCUGAGAAGCAGCCCCUUCUCCCCAGCCUGUUACUGUUCUGUCCGUACCCGGCUUCUCUAGCUUUUUAAAGGAAUUUCUGAUUCAGGCACUCACAGCUAAUUCCACAGGAGUUGAAAGGCAGCCUGUGACAUAAACUGAGACAGAAGUUUCCCCUCAGAGACUGUCUUUUUUUCUUUUUCUUUUUUUCAUUGGCAAAGACUUCUGGCUCUCAUCAGAGGAAUACCUUGUUGCUUAAGAUGAGUGGCUGUAGAAAGCGGUGUAAACGUGAAAUACUGAAAUUUGCCCAGUAUCUUCUCAGACUAUUAACAGGUUCUCUUCAUACAGACAGCGUGGAAGAUGAACUGGAGAUGGCCACCGUCCGGCAUCGGCCUGAGGCUCUGGAACUUCUGGAAGCCCAGAGCAAAUUUACCAAGAAGGAACUCCAGAUUCUUUACAGAGGAUUUAAGAAUGAAUGUCCCAGUGGUGUUGUUAAUGAAGAAACCUUCAAAGAGAUUUACUCACAGUUCUUUCCACAGGGAGACUCGACAACAUACGCGCAUUUUCUGUUUAAUGCGUUUGAUACGGACCACAAUGGAGCUGUGAGUUUUGAGGAUUUCAUCAAAGGUCUUUCCAUUUUGCUCCGGGGGACAGUUCAAGAAAAACUCAACUGGGCAUUUAACUUGUACGACAUAAAUAAAGAUGGCUACAUCACUAAAGAAGAAAUGCUUGAUAUAAUGAAAGCAAUAUACGAUAUGAUGGGUAAAUGCACAUAUCCUGUCCUCAAGGAAGAUGCUCCUAGACAACAUGUCGAAACAUUUUUCCAGAAAAUGGACAAAAAUAAAGAUGGAGUUGUUACCAUAGAUGAGUUCAUUGAAAGUUGCCAAAAAGAUGAAAACAUAAUGCGCUCCAUGCAGCUCUUUGAAAAUGUGAUUUAAUUUGUCAAAUGCAUCCUCAAUCAAACAGACAAAUGUGAACUAUCCUACCACACUUAAAGUUGGAGCUACCAUUCUUAGCAUAGAUUGCUCAGCUUUACACUGAGGCAUAUGAUGCAAACAAGCUUUGUUUUAAUAUAAAGCAAUCCCCAAAAGAUUUAAGUUUUCCAGUUACAAAUUUGCAUCCUUUUCAUAAUGCCACUGAGUUCAUGGGAUGUUCUAAGUCAUUUCAUAACCUGUGACUAUUCAAAAGUAAUAGAAUUUGGCAUAUAGUUUUAUUGAUUCUUCAGCCAUGGGAUUACUGAGCUUUCACAUUAUCAGUGAUUUUAAAAUAUCAGUGUUUUUUGCUACUCAACUGGAUGUAUUCAGCCCCAGGAUUUUAAAUGGUUUUCUAAAAUAUUGGCAUCUGUGCUUAAUUUCCAGAAAUUAAUUUCCAUGUUUGUAUGCUGUAAUUCCAUUUAUACACUAAGUAAACAAAACAAGAUUACUAUAAUUAAAAACCAAGCACACACACUGUCCCAGUUUCUAUGGAUUUGCUGCCUUCUGUUAAAGAUAUUCAUUUACCUGGCAUUUUUUAUAACAUGAAACAAAUUAGUUCAUCACCAGAUGUCAGCAUAUGCCUAAUAAAGCUUAUUUAAUAAGCAUUUCUUAAUUUUUCAUAAUACAUAUAAUAGCCAAGGCCUACAUAAUGUAUAUAAUUUUGGAUUUGUCCAAACCUAAGGCUGACUGUUUUCUAUUGUGUCAUUAAGUGGAGGUCCCAGAAGGUGGGAAACAAAGCAGUUUAUAGGCACACGCAAAGGGUUAAGAUAUCUGCCCUCUAGUACAUGGUAAUACUUAAUGCCAAGUAAUUCCUAAAAGCAUUGAAGGCCUAUUCCGUCCCCUUUCCCUUGACUCCUUCAAGGUACCUUUCUUUUACAUGCUGUUCAGGGACAGAGAGACCUGGACUACCCCAAUGCCUACAGGGAACAAAGAGCAAGCAGAACUCACUUGAAAACCCUCAGUGAGUCCAUUCUAUCAAGAACUACCAUACCAAAACUUCACUGAAAAUGAAAAUAAAUGCUAAGCAAUUCAUCUGGACUGUAUUAUGAUUUUGCUCAUCAUAAAACUCCAGUAAUUCAGAUUCUUUUUAAUGAUCAGAAGCCAAAAUUGUGAAGUUGCCACAACACUACUAAAGAUACACACACCCUCCCUGUUCUGCAGAAAUCUCACAAAGACCAAGAGGCUACAGUUGGAGGAAAUUUGCAACUGUCUUUGAAACAAUAAAUCAGGUAUCUAUUCUGGUGUAGAGAUAGGAUGUUGAAAGCUGCCCUGCUAUCACCAGUGUAGAAAUUAAGAGUAGUACAAUACAUGUACACUGAAAUUUGCCAUCGCGUGUUUGUGUAAACUCAAUGUGCACAUUUUGUAUUUCAAAAAGAAAAAAUAAAAGCAAAUAAAAUGUUUAUAACUCUACUGUCUAUGUUAUAGGUAUUUAUUCCAAUAAAUUUUAUAAGUACUAGUUUAAAAAUAUUAUGU
Ailuropoda melanoleuca (giant panda) is the source of this 2671-nucleotide messenger RNA. RefSeq names its product potassium voltage-gated channel interacting protein 4 (gene KCNIP4). The transcript has 8 exons. Gene Ontology annotation, biological process: regulation of potassium ion transmembrane transport. The record is from RefSeq and is a predicted model, not a curated record. Gene Ontology annotation, cellular component: voltage-gated potassium channel complex. Gene Ontology annotation, molecular function: calcium ion binding; potassium channel regulator activity. Lineage: Eukaryota; Metazoa; Chordata; Mammalia; Carnivora; Ursidae. Bases 485 to 1162 code for a protein of 225 amino acids.